GAGAUCUGUGAACGUAACAACAACAAUGAGGUUGUCUUUUGGUCUUGCUGCCGUGAAAGGCCUGAGGAAGAAGAAGGUAGCAGGAGGAGGAAGAAGAAAAGGAAGAAGAAGAAGCAUCGUAAAGGCUGAUGCUAGAUCCGCCGCAACCUUUGGGGAGACCCCCGAGGAAGUGUGGAUGGAGAUCCUGGCGCGAUUGCCAGUGAAUUCGCUGUUGAGGUUCAAGUGUGUGUCGAAGCUCUGGUCUUCUUUGAUCUCCUCUCGGUAUUUCACCAAUUUUUUCUUCAAAUUGUCGUCACAGACGCUAGAAAGGCGUGUGUUCAUGUCUGUGGUGGACUUGCAAAGCUACAGUGACUAUAUGCUGUUCUCAGCAUCAUCGCCUAGAAACUGGGACGCAUCAGUAUCUUUCCUUCAACUCAACGAAGAUCUGACUUUGCCGGCAAUGAGAGGCCAUUUCGUGAACCCGCUUCGGGGGUUGAUGUGUUUCAGGCUUGGGAGAGAAGUACGGAUCUAUAACCUCACCACAAGGCAGCUCUUGAGGUUGCCCAUUGUAGAAUCCAACAUGUGGGAAGGUGAUUCUCUUAUGUGGAACUAUUUUGGGCAUGAUCCUGUUAGUGAUGAAUACAAAGUGCUAAGCAAUGUUAGUUCGGUCAGCAAGGGAUUGAGGAGAGUGAGCUCCGAGACUCAGGUUUUGGUUCUUGGAGCUGGAGCUUCAUGGAGAAACACUCGGAGCCACACUCAUCCUCCUCAUCGUCCUUACUCCCAAGGGAUCUCGAUCAAUGGUGUUUUGUACUAUGGUGCUUGGUGUCUUGGGAAGAGAUGUGUGCUCAUUAGUUUUAACUUGGCUUCUGAGGAGUUUAAUUUGAUUGAGUUACCAGUUGAGGCUGGUGUAAUCUGGCAUCCUUGUCGAGCUAAUCUCAUGAAUUACAGAGGUAAAGUAGCUGUCUUUGAGUGUUCCCGUCUCGUUACUGAAUGUAUGCUACAGCUCUGGGUGGUUGAGGAUGCCGGGAAGAGUAAAUGGUCGCACAAGGUUUUUGUUUUACCUUGUCAUGAGCUUAGGCAGAGCCUCGAUAUUAAUGAGUUGUUGAUUAGAAGUACCAGUCGCAGCGGAGAGGUCAGGUUGUCUCGAAGAAGAUUUGAUAGAAGUAAAACAUCAAUCAAUGUUAUUUACGACUUGGAGAAGAAUCGUAUAGCCGGAGGGGUUGUUAUGGAGCCAUUAUACCCCAGGUUCACUUGUGUCGGGCCUUUGCGGGCGAUUCUUUGGGAUGAUGUUGAGAGCAUCAUGUAUUUAGAAGGCUGAAAUUAACCUCUCAGUUUUUUUCUUUAAACGUAAUAACAAUAAUACGCACACAUCUAAUUAGACCAUGUACAAUGCAAGAUUGUUAACAUAUUUCUUAGUAAUA
This is a messenger RNA of Capsella rubella, 1400 nucleotides long. RefSeq names its product putative F-box protein At3g52320. NCBI's taxonomy places the organism in Eukaryota, Viridiplantae, Streptophyta, Magnoliopsida, Brassicales, Brassicaceae. Gene Ontology annotation, molecular function: protein binding. Bases 26 to 1297 code for a protein of 423 amino acids. The transcript has a single exon. The record is from RefSeq and is a predicted model, not a curated record.